GAUUCCAUGCCACCUGCUCGUCUCUCGUCUCCGUCCCCUCCUCAUUUCGCGCUGGCCUGCGUGCCUGCCCGGCGUGCCUGUCCUGUCCUGCCAGCCAGCCAGCCCGCUCGCUGCCCACUACGCCCGCUUGCUUUUUUUCUCCCUUGCACACCACCCACCAAUGCACCCUUGUCGCUCACUACUGGAUGCGGCGCGGGGUGGUGGUAA
Messenger RNA from Bipolaris zeicola 26-R-13, 207 nucleotides. RefSeq lists its product as uncharacterized. The record is from RefSeq and is a predicted model, not a curated record. NCBI's taxonomy places the organism in Eukaryota, Fungi, Ascomycota, Dothideomycetes, Pleosporales, Pleosporaceae. The annotation marks the transcript as partial. The transcript has a single exon.